AUGGGGCCAAUGAAAUAUAAGUCGAGUGUGUCCUCGGUGUCCUGUGGUCUGCAAUAUCAGCAUUCUUUGAUAAAGUGGAGUCCAAAAAUGAAUUUACACAUCGUGCGAACUUACUGCUCAUCACCUAAGAGGCCUGAAGCAAAGUCUGCGACAGAGAUGGCCAUGGGUCUUCUUAAUCGGGUGACAGAAGCUGGGACCAUUAUGGGAAAAAACUCUCUUCAAAAAAUGUCUGCAACAUGCAAGAGUUGGUGGGACAGAUAUGAAGAGUUUGUUGGAAUUAACGAAGUUCGAGAGGCUCAGGGAAAAGUGACAGAGGCUGAAAAUGUCUUUAUGGUAGCUCGAGGGAUAGUACGAGAGGCUCGUGAAAAUGUAGAAGCCCAGCAGAUUAAACUGAAGGAAAUUCGGGACCGCUUAGACAGGGUCUCUCGGGAUGACACCCAGUAUUUAGAACUGGCUACUCUGGAACACAGGUUGCUGCAGGAAGAGAAGAGGUACCGAGCUGCGUAUUUAAAUGCAGAAGAAUCUGAGAGAGAAAAAUUCUCUCUCUUCUCUGCAGCUGUAAGGGAAAGCCAUGAGAAAGAGCGAACAAGAGCUGAAAAAACGAAGAACUGGUCUAUUAUUGGUUCUGUUCUGGGAGCCAUUAUAGGUGUUCUUGGUUCCACCUAUGUUAAUCGAGUAAGGCUGCAAGAAUUAAAAGUCUUGGUGCUUGAAGCACAGAAGGGCCCAAUAAAUCUGCAAGAAGCCAUCAAAGAACAGGCCUCCAGUCAUUACUUACAGCAGAAGGAUCUCAGUGAUGUCAUAGCAGACCUGAAAAAUGUGCUGCAAACGAGGACAUCACAGGAAAUAAAGGAAGGUGCUUUGUUAACUAGAGAAGAGAGGAAUGACUCUAUAAAAAUAGAUUCUCUUUUAAUUCCUUUAAAUGAACAGCUAAACUACACUAAACAAGUCAGUUCAUGUCUAGGGAGUUUACAGCAGCAGUUUAAUAGUCUGCAGGAAAGUAUAGCGCAAAUGAUCUCUGAGGUGCAGAGUGUUAAACUUGCAGUCCAUUCUAGACCUAUGGAAAGAGCGAUGCCAAGGUCGUCAGCAGAGGGUAAGGGCCAGGCUUCUGCCGUGAGAGAUGUGAUUUUAGAGUUGUGUGAUACCGAGCGGAGACUGGAAACACAAAUCAAGAGAAAUUCUAUUUACAGCACUGCAUUGACAUGCGCUAUGUUUGCUAUUACUCUGCCAGUACUCUAUAUUAUACUUAAAGGGAAUUGA
Charadrius vociferus (killdeer) is the source of this 1257-nucleotide messenger RNA. It is a transcript of the gene CCDC51, whose product is annotated as coiled-coil domain containing 51. Bases 1 to 1257 code for a protein of 418 amino acids. The transcript has 3 exons. Lineage: Eukaryota; Metazoa; Chordata; Aves; Charadriiformes; Charadriidae. The record is from RefSeq and is a predicted model, not a curated record.